AUGUUCUCUGCAGAGCAUGAGUUUAUUCAACAGAAGUUGCAGACGAUGCUCCAACAUGGGUUAAUCGCACUAGGAGCCAAAAGAGUUCUGGAGGUAUUUGGAGGAAACUCAGAACAGAUAUACCAAACUUGGAAAAUAUCUUUACACUUUUUAGACGAUCUUACCGAUGAAGACUAUAAUAACAAAUUCCUACCAUAUACCCAAACCAGUUUAGAGUUCGUUACCUAG
Molecule: messenger RNA, 228 nt
Organism: Dentiscutata erythropus
Lineage: Eukaryota; Fungi; Glomeromycota; Glomeromycetes; Diversisporales; Gigasporaceae
Source: the annotation of a GenBank genome assembly